Eriocheir sinensis (Chinese mitten crab) is the source of this 1230-nucleotide messenger RNA. RefSeq names its product sialidase-like. The transcript is spliced from 4 exons. Bases 1 to 1230 code for a protein of 409 amino acids. The record is from RefSeq and is a predicted model, not a curated record. NCBI's taxonomy places the organism in Eukaryota, Metazoa, Arthropoda, Malacostraca, Decapoda, Varunidae.
AUGAGAAUUACGGCACGAGAGCUACAAAUAAGUUCCAAACGGGAGAUGGUGCCUCAGGUUGGUGGGUUCUUACCCAUCGCAGGCUCAAGGUCCAAUGAGACUGAGUCCGAGCGCACCUGCAGCUCCCCUUCCGUCACCUCUUCCACCUCUGCCAACGAGUCCCCUUCCGUCGCCUGUGCCUCCUCUGCCAACGAGUCCCCUUCACCUCUUCCCCCUGCCAACGAGUCCCCUUCAGUCACCUCUUCCACCCUUGCCAAUGAAUCCCCUUCAGUCACAUCUUCCACCCCUGCCAACGAGUCCCCUUCCGUCACCUCUUCCACCCCUGCCAACGAGUCCCCUUCAGUCACCUCUUCCACCUCUGCCAACGAGUCCCCUUCCGUCACCUCUUCCACCUCUGCCAACGAGUCCCCUUCCGUCACCUCUUCCACCUCUGCCAACGAGUCCCCUUCCGUCACCUCUUCCACCCCUGCCAACGAGUCCCCUUCAGUCACCUCUUCCACCGAUGCCAAUGAGUACCCUUCAGUCACCUCUUCCACCCCUGCCAAAGAGUCCCCUUCCAUCACCUCUUCCACCCCUGCCAACGAGUCCCCUUCCGUCACCUCUUCCACCCCUGCCAACGAGUCCCCUUCAGUCACCUCUUCCACCCCUGCCAACGAGUCCCCUUCCGUCACCUCUUCCACCUCUGCCAACGAGUCCCCUUCCGUCACCUCUUCCACCCCUGCCAACGAGUCCCCUUCCGUCACCUCUUCCACCCCUGCCAACGAGUCCCCUUCCGUCACCUCUUCCACCCCUGCCAACGAGUCCCCUUCCGUCACCUCUUCCACCUCUGUCAACGAGUCCCCUUCCGUCACCUCUUCCACCCCUGCCAAUGAGCCCCCUUCCGUCACCUCUUCCACCCCUGCCAACGAGUCCCCUUCCGUCACCUCUUCCACCUCUGCCAACGAGUCCCCUUCCGUCACCUCUUCCACCCCUGCCAACGAGUCCCCUUCAGUCACCUCUUCCACCCCUGCCAACGAGUCCCCUUCAGUCACCUCUUCCACCCCUGCCAACGAGUCCCCUUCAGUCACCUCUUCCACCCCUGCCAACGAGUCCCCUUCACACAUUCACGCCCCCCAUGCCUCCUCCACCCUGCCAACGAAUACCACGAGAGCGCCGCGAGCCCACCGCGCACGCAUGGAGGGCACCGCCGGGCCCGCCGCUGCCUCCAUGCUGCACAACCUUGAAAAGUGA